Messenger RNA from Moneuplotes crassus, 566 nucleotides. The record is from the annotation of a GenBank genome assembly. Lineage: Eukaryota; Ciliophora; Spirotrichea; Euplotida; Euplotidae.
AUGUUCAAAGAAACAGGUGUUAAACAAUCAAUCAAAGAGGUACCAGAAAAUAGUCUUAUUUUUCUCUAAACAAUAAGGCUUCUCCUGUGGCUAUCAAGAAGAUUGAUCUCUUGUCACUUCUGAAAGACAACAUCUUAUCUCUGAAUGACCAGAUUGUGAACCACAUUGAAUCUAAAGAUCAAGGACUUCUUUUGAAAUUGCCAAAGCUCACGAAUAAUUUCAUUAACAAGUACUUGAAAGGUAAAUUAUUUGUCUUAAAAACAGAUGAGCUCUCUAAAAUUUGUCCUUCAGAAUCUGGUAUGGCAGCAACUACUAGAAAGGCUGUGACUAGCCUAUGAAGAGGCUUCUCGUGUGAACUAGUCGGUACAAAUAGUAUCAAGGUGUCAAUCCCAGCUCCUGUAAUAUCAACAGAUAAUGCAGAAAUUCAGACUUUGGAUCCUCAAGCAGUAGAGAUAAAAAAUCUUCAAUCAAUAACAUCACAUAAAUCAUCCGAAAUCUCAUCUCUAAAAUCAAUUAUCUCUACAAAAAAUUCACAUAUACCUUCGAAAAAAUUAACAUAUCUCUAA